This is a messenger RNA of Magallana angulata, 2280 nucleotides long. RefSeq names its product atypical kinase COQ8B, mitochondrial-like. Gene Ontology annotation, biological process: ubiquinone biosynthetic process. Gene Ontology annotation, molecular function: kinase activity. The transcript has 14 exons. Gene Ontology annotation, cellular component: extrinsic component of mitochondrial inner membrane. Lineage: Eukaryota; Metazoa; Mollusca; Bivalvia; Ostreida; Ostreidae. The record is from RefSeq and is a predicted model, not a curated record. Bases 171 to 2144 code for a protein of 657 amino acids.
GCAACACACACGCCCUCUCAAAACCGGAAGCAUGUGCUUACGAAACCCGAAAUCGAAACUAAGACUAAACACGAAGCAGAUAAACGUGAGGCAUAACAAUUAUAAAACAAACGGCCAUUCUUUGUUUUGCAGCCUCUCGCCAUGAAUGAAUAAUUAUUAGACUUCCAGACAUGGCUCGCAGAUCCGACUUGGCAGGUUUCUUGAGAGGGUUAGAGUACAUCACUAAGGCUCUAGUGGAGACACAGGGGUCAGAGGUCAAACAAGUAUGGAGGAACAGCAGUUUAAAAACAGCGGCAGGGAAAGUCCUGGAGAAAUCCCAGACUGUGGUCCAGGACGUAGCCUCAAACCAAAGCAACUUACCAAAAGCAGUCGUCGAUAAAACUGUGAUGAUGGCUAAACAAGCAUCUACUGUGGUCGGCACUCUGAGAACCUCUGUCCCUUCAAUGUCCACACCCUUCACAAACAGCAAUGCAGCUGACUUGAACCUCUCCAGUGAUUUCAGCAAAGCCUUGGGGGUGAAUGAGGAACAGUUUGAAGAAAUGUUUGAAGAGGAGAAUGGGACAGUACCACCAAAAACUGUCCCACAGGGUAAAAAGCCACCAUCAGACACUAUAUUGAAAGACAUUUUAGAGAAUACUAAAACAAACAAAUCGGCUGACCCUGUUGUUAAACCUGAACCAGUGGAGAAGAUUGUUAGCCAGGAACCUGUGAAGAAAUCGGCCAAGAAAGCAAUUAGACCACCAUUGUCAGCAUUCAAAGCAGCGCCCAAGUUAAGUGACACUGCUAAAGAAAGAAAGGUGCCAUCCUCAAGAUUCAGCAGAGUGGCCAACUUUGGAGGUUUGUUUGUGGGACUUGGAGUAGGAGCACUUUCUGAGGUGACAAAGCGAGGACUGGGGCUCAAGAAAAAAUCAGAUGACAACAACCCCAGUUUAAUCGGAGAGAACCCCUUUCUCACGGAAGAGAACGCUGAGCGCAUCGUGGACAGACUUUGUAGAGCUAGGGGUGCCGCCUUAAAGCUGGGACAGAUGAUCAGCAUACAAGACAACUCCUUCAUUGAUCCUAAGAUCCAGAAGAUCUUUGAUAGAGUCAGACAGAGUGCAGACUUCAUGCCGUCCUGGCAGAUGAAGAAAGUCCUUGUGAGUGAGUUAGGAGAGGACUGGCAGGACAAGUUUGAACAGUUUGAUGACAAACCUUUUGCUGCUGCCUCCAUUGGACAGGUACAUAAAGGCAAACUGAAGGACGGCAGAGAAGUAGCCAUGAAAAUCCAGUACCCAGGGGUUGCUACCAGCAUUGAAAGUGACAUCAACAAUUUAAUGACAGUCUUGAAAAUAUGGGAUUUGUUUCCUAAAGGUGUUUACAUUGAUGAUUUGAUGAGAGUCACCAAAAAAGAACUGGGCUGGGAGGUAGAUUAUGAACGAGAAGCCAAAUGCAGUACAAAAUUCAAAGAACUACUACAGGACCACUCCAUGUUAGAGGUGCCGGCUGUCGUACCAGAGCUGAGUUCUAGACAGGUCCUCACCACAGAGUUCAUAGAGGGGAUUCCCCUGGACAGGUGUACAGAGCUAGAUCAGGAAACCAGGGACCAGAUCUGCACGGAAAUAUUAAGUCUCUGUCUAACAGAGCUCUUUGACUGGAAGUUCAUGCAGACUGAUCCAAACUGGGCCAACUUUUUCUACAAUCCAGACACAGGAAAGCUGAUUCUGUUGGAUUUCGGUGCCAGUCGGAGUUUUUCUGCCAAGUUUGUUGAUGACUAUAUUCGUAUCAUCAAGUCCGCUUCUGAAGGGGACCGCGAGGGAAUCAAACACUGGUCCGUUGAAAGCGGCUUCCUUACUGGAUACGAAACUAAGACGAUGGAGAAUGCCCACGUGGAUGCUGUUAUGAUUCUUGGAGAGGCCAUGGCCUUUGAUGACAAUUUCGAUUUUGGAGCACAAAGUGCAACCAUGCGUAUCUUUAACCUCAUUCCUGUGAUGGCUAAACACAGACUUACCCCCCCUCCCCACGAAACGUAUUCACUCCAUCGCAAAAUGUCCGGAUCUUUCCUCAUUUGUACCAAGCUCAAUGGCAAAGUCAACUGUAAAAAACUAUUUGAUGAUAUUUUUGCUCGUUAUCAGUUUGGAAAGGAAUGUGAAUUUUGGCAGGACUAAAUCUAGUCUUUUUGUAGUAUUUUUCAUGUAAAUAUUAUUAUUUUGUUUAUUGCCUUAAUGUACUGUUUAGUCAAUGUAGACCAUUGUUUUGCAUAAUAAAGUUUUAUUUAAAAGGAAAAAAAUAGAAUUUCCUUCA